AUGCAUCAUACGCACUCUUCUAAUACCUACAUUCUCUUGUUUUGCCUCUUAACAUCUCUCUUCUCUGUCAUUAGAGCUACUUUUAACCUCACACUACCUCAUCAACACCCUAAUCCAGAAGAUGUGGUUCAAGAAGUACAAAGGAGACUAAAUGUGUCGAUUUACAGAAGAGAUAUGCUGGAUACCGGCGGCGGAUGUCUCACCGGAAAUCCAAUCGACGAUUGCUGGCGUUGCGACCCAAACUGGGCGAACAAACGCCAGCGUCUCGCUGACUGCGCCAUUGGGUUCGGAAAAGCAGCAUUAGGCGGCAAAGGCGGCCAGAUCUACGUUGUCACCGACUCCUCCGACCACGACGUCGUCAGCCCAACUCCGGGCACCCUCCGCUACGGCGUCUUACAAACCGAACCCCUCUGGAUCAUCUUCUCAUCCAACAUGGUCAUCAAGCUCAAACACGAACUCAUCGUCAACAGCUACAAAACCAUCGACGGCCGUGGUGCCAACGUGGCAAUCACCGGCGGCGGAUGUAUUACCCUCCAGUACGUCAGCAACGUCAUCAUCCACAAUAUACGCGUCUACGACUGUAAGCCAUCGGGAAACACCAACAUCCGAUCAAGUCCGACCCAUGUUGGAUUUAGGGGCAAAUCGGACGGUGACGGAAUAUCCAUCGCCGGAUCAAGAAACCUAUGGAUCGAUCAUUGCUCUCUUUCACACUGUACCGAUGGCUUAAUUGACGCUGUAUUGGGGUCCACCGCCAUUACCAUUUCAAACAGCUACUUCACUCAUCAUAAUGAAGUUAUGCUUAUGGGGCAUGACGAUGGUUACAUGCCUGACAAAGGGAUGCAGGUUACAUUUGCAUUUAAUCAUUUUGGGAGAGGUUUGAUACAGAGAAUGCCAAGGUGUAGACAUGGCUAUUUCCAUGUGGUCAACAACGAUUUCACUGAAUGGAAGAUGUACGCCAUCGGCGGCAGCGCCAACCCGACCAUCAAUAGUCAGGGCAACCGCUACAUUGCGCCGCCAGAGGCCGACGCCAAAGAGGUGACGAAGCGAGUGGACACGGAUGAGGGGAACUGGGCGGGAUGGAACUGGAGGACGGAUGGUGAUAUAAUGGUAAAUGGUGCAUUUUUUGUGCCCUCGGGUGAGGGCAUGAGCACCACGUAUGCGAACGCGGCCAGCUACGAGCCAAAGUCGGCCGCCCUCGUCACGCAACUGACGAUGAACGCCGGCGUCUUUGGGGGGCCCAGGGAUGAUGACGGGAGCGAGUCAUUCAGCGAUGGGACGGUUACCGGAGAUAGCGCAAGCGGGAACACCGGAAGAGGCGGUGGUGGUGGUGAUGAUGGCGAUUACUUUGGGAUGAUAUUUGGCGGGGGCUCGGUGGCAACAUCACCGCCUUCGACGAUCGUCAUUUUUGUUGUUUUAGUUUUAUACAUUAUUAGCACCACAAAUAAUGGUGGUGGUUUAUUUCCAUUAUUAUUAUUAUUAUUAUAGUGAUUAAUUU
This is a messenger RNA of Cynara cardunculus var. scolymus (artichoke), 1495 nucleotides long. Its product is annotated as probable pectate lyase 5. The transcript is spliced from 5 exons. Gene Ontology annotation, molecular function: pectate lyase activity. The record is from RefSeq and is a predicted model, not a curated record. NCBI's taxonomy places the organism in Eukaryota, Viridiplantae, Streptophyta, Magnoliopsida, Asterales, Asteraceae. The coding region runs from base 1 to 1485 and encodes 494 amino acids.